AUGAACACUGACACCAUUGAUAUUGCGAACAAUGAAGUUGUUUAUGACUCAACAUCUAGUGAUCCACCUUCAUCCUUGGACUGGAGGUCGAAAGGAGCUGUCACUCCAGUGAAGGAUCAAGGAACGUGUGGUUGCUGCUGGGCAUUCGCAUGUGUUGGAGCCAUAGAAGGAAUAGUUCAAAUAAAGAAAGGGAAGCUUAUAAGACUCUCAGAGCAAGAGCUUCUAGAUUGUGUACCAAAUGCAGGUUGUAAUGGAGGAACUAAGACUGAUGGAUUCAAAUGGGUAAUAGGAAACAAAGGGGUUGCAAGAGAAGAUGAUUAUCCUUAUACGGCAAAGAAGGAUGUUUGUAGAUCCGGCCAGAUUUCAAACAGUGCAAAUAGUAAUAUUGAUUCAUAUUAUCUCGUGGAGAGAACUGACAGGGGACUAUUGGGUGUUGUUGCUAAGCAACCUCUUAGUAUUAGUAUUUAUGCGAAGUCUCCCGAGUUUCAACUUUACAUCGGUGGAAUAUUUAGAGGGGAAGAUUGUCCGGAAACUUUAGAGAUAACUCACAGCAUGAAUAAGGAACACUUUGAAAUGAUUCUGGUUGAUAAAGAAGGUUCUGAUAUACACUGCAAAGUUUCGGCUGUAUUGUAG
This is a messenger RNA of Vicia faba (fava bean), 633 nucleotides long. NCBI's taxonomy places the organism in Eukaryota, Viridiplantae, Streptophyta, Magnoliopsida, Fabales, Fabaceae. The record is from the annotation of a GenBank genome assembly.